This is a messenger RNA of Jaculus jaculus (lesser Egyptian jerboa), 945 nucleotides long. RefSeq names its product olfactory receptor 5B17-like. Bases 1 to 945 code for a protein of 314 amino acids. Gene Ontology annotation, cellular component: membrane. The record is from RefSeq and is a predicted model, not a curated record. NCBI's taxonomy places the organism in Eukaryota, Metazoa, Chordata, Mammalia, Rodentia, Dipodidae. Gene Ontology annotation, biological process: G protein-coupled receptor signaling pathway; sensory perception of smell. Gene Ontology annotation, molecular function: G protein-coupled receptor activity; odorant binding; olfactory receptor activity. The transcript has a single exon.
AUGGAGAAUAAUACAGAAGUGAGUGAAUUCAUCCUGCUAGGACUAACUAAUGACUCUGAACUCCAGGUUCCCCUAUUUAUAAUAUUUAUGCUCAUCUACCUCACCACUCUGGUGGGGAACCUGGGGAUGAGCACUCUAAUUCUGCUGGACUCUCGUCUCCACACCCCCAUGUACUUUUUUCUCUGUAACUUGUCUCUAGUCGACUUUUGUUACUCUUCAACAGUCACUCCAAAGGUUUUGGCUGGAUUGCUCAUGGAAGACAAGGUCAUCUCUUAUAAUGGAUGUGCUGCUCAGAUGUUCUUUUUUGUACAUUUUGCCACUGUGGAAAAUUACCUCUUGACCUCAAUGGCUUAUGAUCGCUAUGCAGCAGUGUGCAAACCUCUACACUACCCAGUCAUCAUGACCACAAGUGUGUGUGCUCGUAUGAUAAAAUGUUCUUAUAUUCUUGGUUUGCUGACUGCUGCUAUUGACAUUGGAGACACAUUUUGUCUCUCUUUCUGCAUGUCCAAUGUGAUCCAUCACUUUUUCUGUGACAUUCCAGCAGUCAUGACUCUGACUUGUUCUGAUAGCCAUAUUAAUGAGUUAAUUCUUUUCCUUCUUUCAAGCUUUAAUAUAUUUUUAGCACUCCUUGUUAUCUUAAUUUCCUAUAUGUUCAUAUUUACCACAAUUUUAAAGAUGCAUUCAGGUGAGGGCUACCAGAAGGCUUUAUUCACUUGUGCCUCUCACCUCACAGCUGUCUUCAUAUUUUAUGGGACUGUCAUUAUCAUGUACUUGCAGCCCAGCUCCAGUCACUCCAUGGACACUGACAAGGUGGCAUCUGUGUUCUACACCAUGGUCAUCCCCAUGAUGAACCCUCUGGUCUACAGCCUGAGGAACAAAGAGGUAAAAAGUGCAUUCAAGAAAGCUGUGGACAAGGCAAAAUAUUCCCUUAACUUACUGUUUUAA